AUGUCUCUCUUCGGCGAGGACGAUGUGCCAGCGCGCGCGAAGCAAUCGACGUCACUCUUCGACGACGAGCCCAAGGCCACGGGCAGGGCGGGCAGUAGCCUGUUCGCAGACGAUGUGGACGCUGGGGGCGACUCGCCAUGGGCAUUGCCCACGCCCAAGAAAGCUGGCCGUGCUGCGCUGGUGAGGUCGCUGCUACCCACCUCGGACGUGCCCGACUCGUACAUUGAUGCCUACGACGCACUGCUAGACGCCGGCAAUGGCGUGGGCAACGGUGUCAGUGUAAGCAGUGUGAAGGCGCUGGUGGCCUCGAGCGGGGUGUCGAGUGGCGACCAGUCGAGGAUCCUGGAGAUUGUCUUCACAUCGCGACAGGAAAGCGCGAGUCUGGGAAGGAACGAGUUCAAUGUCGUGUUUGCACUGAUUGGGCUGGCGCAAGAGGGCGAAGACAUCACCCUGGACAGCGUCGACGAGAGGAAAAGAAAUCUCCCCGUGCCUACCGUAACGUUGCCCACGCCCUCGAAGCCAGAUACGCUGGCCCCUGAAGCGUCGCCCAUGACCCAAGACGCGGCUCCAUCCACGCCUCCUACGCCGCAGCCGCAGUCCACUGAGCAGCCUACACCUGCCCGGUCGCAUGCUGCUCCCAUGCGCAAACAGUCUUUCGGCGUCCCAGAGGCGGACCCCUGGGGCAGCCCCGAUCUACACCGAGACCAUAGUCAUGCGAGCUAUACCAGUCUACCAUCUCAGAGCAAUGGCGCGAGCGCAACUGCCCCUGCAAGAACCACCAGUCAGUUCACCACCCAGUCCUCUCCCAACUCGUCGAUGCAAGCGCCCGUCCAGCCCAGCUCGUUAGGCAGUGAAGGGGGCUGGGGAGGCUACAAUGGGGGAGGAGCUGCUCCCUUUGCAGCGCCUGACCUUGGGCAUGGUGGAUUUGGUGCACCAGCGGCAAACGAGGGUGGACCCAAUCCCAAUCCUGAGCUGCACAGAUCCAUAGGUCGGAUUAACCCCGCUAGUAGUAGCUCAGACGAAGUCAUCACCAUUACCGCACUGUCGGAGAAAGAGGGCAUGUUCAUGUUCCAGCAUCGCAACUACGAAGUCGCCAGCUCACGGCGGACGGCAAAGGUGGUGCGUCGGUAUAGUGACUUUGUCUGGCUAUUGGACUGCCUCCACAAGCGCUAUCCCUUUCGACAGCUACCGCUCCUCCCCCCGAAGCGCGUUGCCACCGCGGACGCGAGUUUUCUCGAGAAGAGGCGGAAAGGUCUACAAAGGUUCACAAACGCCCUUGUGCGCCAUCCAGUCUUGAAUCAGGAACAACUUGUUGUCAUGUUCCUCACAGUGCCCACUGAACUCGCCGUUUGGCGCAAACAAGCCAAUCUCUCCGUCCAAGAAGAAUUCACCGGCAAAACUCUUCCCCCGGACCUCGAGGACUCGCUUCCCAAGACCCUGCCCGAUCUCUUCGAUACCGUCCGAUCCGGGGUGCGCCGAAGCGCAGAGACAUAUAUCAUACUUUGUAAUAUGAUGGAGCGCCUUACACGACGCAACGAAGGCAUGGCAGCCGAAUACCUUCGCUUCUCCACAGCGCUCUGCAGCCUCGCCGAAGCAUCUCAGGAAACGUAUGCUGUGGACACGGGCGAUGUGGCCCUGCUCAACGAAGGCCUCCAUGCUACAGCCCGCCACCUCGACCAGUCCAAACAGCUGCUCGAAGAUGAGGCAAGGGGCUGGGAAGAAGGGGUGCUCGAGGAUCUGAAACGACAGCGCGACACUCUGGUCAGUGUACGCGACAUGUUUGACCGGCGGGACAAGUAUGCAAAAGACAAUAUCCCCUAUCUCGAGAAGCGGAUUGCGAACAACGAGGCAAAACUCCAGGCCAUUAGGAAUAAACCGGCCGAGCAGGUCAAGCCUGGCGAGAAGGAAAAAGUUGAAGAUGCAAUCUUCAAGGACAAGGAAUCCAUAGUCGCACAACAUGCGCGCAGCGUCUUCAUCAUCGAGUGCAUACGCGACGAACUCUUGUUCUUCCAAAAGAGUCAGUAUCACGUCACACGCUUGCAUCAGGAUUGGGCCCAGGAACGGGUCAAGUAUGCGGAGCUGCAGGCGGACAAUUGGCGUGCUUUGGGCGAGGAGGUGGAGAGUAUGCCGAGUGCUGAGUAG
Plenodomus lingam JN3 is the source of this 2142-nucleotide messenger RNA. The record is from RefSeq and is a predicted model, not a curated record. NCBI's taxonomy places the organism in Eukaryota, Fungi, Ascomycota, Dothideomycetes, Pleosporales, Leptosphaeriaceae.